This is a messenger RNA of Schistosoma turkestanicum, 2010 nucleotides long. The record is from the annotation of a GenBank genome assembly. NCBI's taxonomy places the organism in Eukaryota, Metazoa, Platyhelminthes, Trematoda, Strigeidida, Schistosomatidae.
AUGAUAAGAAAAGACUAUACUACUACUACUACUACUACUACUACUACUACUACUACUACUACUACUACUACUACUACUACUACUACUACUACUACUACUACUACUACUACUACUACUACUACUACUACUACUACCUCACUUUGUGUUGAAAAGUGUCUAUUUAACAAUAUUCUAUUUUAUUUUAUUACAGGUACAGCAUAUUCAAAGGCUACAAAGAAAAAACCAAUCAUUAGUCCACAACACGCAAAUCCAUGUCAUGAUUUCUAUCGAUAUGCAUGUGCUGAUUGGGAUAAAAAUAAUCCUAUACCGGAUAGCGAAUUGGAAAUGAAUACUUUUAAAAAAGCUGAAGCAAAUAUUGACCAGUAUUUUUACAAUUUAAUUUCUAACAUUUCUUAUGCUUCAAAAGAUCUACGUCUAUUUACUGCACGUAAAUUUUACAAAGCAUGCAUAAAAAGUCCUUACGAUACUGAUGAACAUAUUAAAAGUCAAUUACUUCAGCUAAUUUCAAUAGCUUUCGGUGAAUGGGAUUUAUUACGGCCGUCAGUGAAUAGAAAUGCGACGAAAACUAGCAAAUAUAAUACAUUGAGAAAUAAUAUUCAAGAUUUAACUUUAACUGAUUUAUAUUUAACAUUGUUAAGUACAACAGGACGGACACCAUUAUUUUCAAUGGAUAUUGAUGAAGAUGUAAAAUUGAUUCGAACUGGAAGUAUUCAUUUGUCAAAAAGAUUUUAUUGGAUUAUAGAUUUACUAGGCAUUCGUCCUACACAGUAUACAAAACUUAUGGAUACACUGGAACUACUUGAACGUCUAUCGAACAAUUUACUAGAUUUAAAAACCUUACCAAUAUACAGAUCAAAUCAAACUGUUAGCUUGGAAGAAUUAAAAUCUAUUUGUUCCGUGAUCGAUUGGGAUUAUUUAUUCUAUAAAUUGUUCAAUCAAGCUGGAUACGUUAAUUAUACAACAUUUCCAAUAAAAAUAGAAGAAAAUUUCAUCUUCCAAUAUCGUUGUGGAUUGCAUAAAAUUCAGCUGGAAACAAGAUCAGGCAAAAGGUAUUGUUCAUCACGAUUGAAUUUGAAUCUGUGUUUGUUUUUCUUUCAUCAUGUAAUCAAUCGAGAAAGCAAUCAAAAAGGCGCGGAAAGUGAUCAAGUUUGGGAAGUGGUUACAGCAGUGAGAAUUAGCGUUAUUCAAUCAAUCACUCAUGCUACCUGGUUAGAUCGUAUUACAAAACGUUUUGCCAAAGAAAAAAUUAGAAAUGUGAAAGCGUUUGUCUUGUAUUCUGAUGCAAAUGGAUCGGGACGUAGAGAAAAUCUUUCAGAAAUAUAUCAGUAUCCUAUCAAUUCAUCAAACCAUUUUAUCAAUGAAUAUUAUGCACACAAAGCUAUCAAUUCAGAUAAAUUGAAGAAAAGUUUUCGAAUGUUAAGUAAAACUCGAGGGUUACAUAAUUUCCCAACAUAUUCACCAAGAGCUUUUUAUAUGAGACAAUCAAAUCGUAUGUACAUUUUUGCUGGAUUAUUACAACCACCAUUUUAUGAAAAAAAUGAAGAUCAAUUAUUGAAAUUUAUUGGAUUAGGUUGGGUUAUUGCUCAUGAAUUGUUACAUGUAUUCGAUGUAACAGGUUCACUUAUUGAUGCAGACGGGAAUUUUGGAUCAGUUACCGAUUCCAAUGCAGGACUUAUAGCGAAUAUAAAGAAAGCGAAUUGUCUACGUUUUCAUUAUAAAAAUUAUCCAGCGUCAUCAGUUAAGACAUUCCGAAGAUUUCUAGCGGAACAACAUAUCCGAAAUUCCAGUCGAAUCUUACAUUUGAGUCGAUCGUUUUUUCUGAAAUUUGCACGAGUUUUAUGUGGCAGUGUACAUGAUGACGCAAUGUCAUACUAUAAAGAUUACAUCAAUCAUAUUCUCCCAAAAUAUAGGGUAGUUGGCGCUUUAUCAAAUAGUGAAGAAUUCGCUAGAGCAUAUAGCUGUCCAAUCGGUUCAUUCAUGAACCCUUUGAAGAAAUGUAAAUUGUGGUAA